Molecule: messenger RNA, 744 nt
Organism: Paracoccidioides brasiliensis Pb18
Exons: 1
Coding region: 1-744 (247 amino acids)
Source: RefSeq, a predicted model, not a curated record
AUGGCCACAACCACAACCACCGCAACAGAGACCGCCGAUCCCGCAACUCUCAUUAGCCGCAUGACCGCCUACAUGGCCCAAUGCAUGCGCAACCACGACCCGUCCCACAAUCCACGCCACGUCCACCGCGUCGUGCACCUGGCACACCAGCUCCUCGCCUCCGAGCGUGCCAGGAACCCAUCGUCUACAAUUUCCAUGGAUGACACUGCCAUAACGCUGGCGGCCCUCCUCCAUGACGUUGAGGAUAGGAAGUAUCUUCCCUCUCCGUCUCACUCGGGCAGCGGCAGUAGCAGCGGCAGCAGCAGCAAUGAUGUCGUCUACCAUGCCCUGCUAUCCAAUGGCGCUAAUCCGGUUUUAGCAGCCAGAGUAAAAAAAAUCAUCUCGCACGUGUCCUUCUCUGCUGAAGUGAAGGAUCCAGAUCUAAUCCGCCGCCUCAUUGAUAAAGAAGGGUAUCCGGAGCUAGCUAUCGUGCAAGACGCGGACAGGCUAGAUGCUCUUGGUGCGGUGGGGAUUGCGAGAUGUUUUACCUAUUUGGGGGCUAAGGGGGGUGGAAGGGCUGGUGGCGGGGAAGGGGAAGGGGGGAGCUGCUGGGAGUUGGAUCAUGCGAUUGAGCAUUUUGGAGAAAAGUUGGAGAAACUGGAGGGGAUGAUGAAGACGAAGUCUGGCCGGGAGAUGGCCAGGGUGAGGACGGAAAGGUUGAAGGUGUUUAGGGAAUGGUGGGAGGAGGAGAAUGGAGAGAGGUGA